Molecule: messenger RNA, 3111 nt
Organism: Artibeus jamaicensis (Jamaican fruit-eating bat)
Lineage: Eukaryota; Metazoa; Chordata; Mammalia; Chiroptera; Phyllostomidae
Gene: ZRANB1
Product: zinc finger RANBP2-type containing 1
Exons: 12
Coding region: 314-2518 (734 amino acids)
Biological process (GO): protein K29-linked deubiquitination; protein K33-linked deubiquitination; cytoskeleton organization
Cellular component (GO): cytoplasm; nucleus
Molecular function (GO): cysteine-type deubiquitinase activity; K63-linked polyubiquitin modification-dependent protein binding
Source: RefSeq, a predicted model, not a curated record
GCUCGGGAGUCGCCGCCGCCGCCGCCGCCGGGCGCCGAGGUCCGGACGGGGAGGAGAAGCAGGAGCUGGAGGAGGAGCCGCCGCCGCCAGCAGCCACCGGGGACGCACAGGAACUCGGGGCACAUUCCGGAGUCCACUCCUGGUGCUCACAGGGAGCAGCUGCGCCUUCCCGUCUUAGAAAAGAGCUAUUCACAGUCAGACAGAACCACUUGUCCCGUUUUGCAGGAUCUCCUGAGGAAGUCAGAGUCUGAGCCAGCAUGAAGACUGAGUCUUGUCUUCGGUCUGGUUCAUAAAGCAUGCUUUUAUCCUAAUCAUGUGCAAGGUGGAGGUCAUAGCACGGGGACCGAAAUCUUACUUCCUGCUUGACAUAACUCACUUCAAGAAGUGCACAAUGUCAGAACGUGGAAUUAAGUGGGCUUGUGAAUACUGCACGUAUGAAAACUGGCCUUCCGCAAUCAAGUGUACCAUGUGUCGUGCCCAGAGACCGAGUGGAACUAUCAUCACAGAAGACCCAUUUAAAAGUGGUUCAAGUGACGUUGGUCGAGACUGGGACCCUUCUAGCACCGAAGGAGGAAGUAGUCCUUUGAUAUGCCCAGACUCUAGUGCAAGACCCAGGGUCAAGUCUUCGUACAGCAUGGAAAAUGCAAACAAAUGGUCGUGCCACAUGUGCACGUAUUUGAACUGGCCAAGAGCAAUCAGAUGUACCCAGUGCUUAUCCCAGCGCAGGACCAGGAGUCCCACAGAGUCUCCUCAAUCCUCAGGGUCUGGUUCAAGACCAGUUGCUUUUUCUGUUGAUCCUUGCGAGGAAUACAAUGACAGAAAUAAACCGAACACAAGGACCCAGCAUUGGACUUGUUCUAUUUGCACAUAUGAAAACUGGGCCAAGGCUAAAAAAUGUGUCGUUUGUGAUCAUCCCAGACCUAAUAACAUUGAAGCAAUAGAAUUGGCAGAGACUGAAGAGGCUUCUUCGAUCAUAAAUGAGCAAGACAGAGCUCGGUGGAGGGGAAGCUGCAGCAGCGGUAAUAGCCAAAGAAGAUCGCCUCCUACUACGAAACGAGACUCUGAAAUGAAAAUGGAUUUUCAGAGGAUCGAAUUGGCUGGUGCUGUUGGCAGCAAGGAGGAACUUGAAGUGGACUUUAAAAAACUAAAGCAAAUUAAAAACAGGAUGAAAAAGACCGAUUGGCUCUUCCUCAAUGCUUGUGUGGGGGUCGUGGAAGGUGAUUUAGCUGCUAUAGAAGCAUACAAGUCGUCAGGAGGGGACAUUGCCCGUCAGCUCACCGCAGAUGAAGUGCGCUUGCUGAACCGCCCUUCGGCUUUUGAUGUGGGUUACACGCUGGUGCACCUGGCCAUCCGCUUCCAGAGGCAGGACAUGCUAGCGAUACUGCUCACGGAGGUGUCUCAGCAAGCAGCAAAGUGCAUCCCAGCAAUGGUGUGUCCGGAACUGACGGAGCAGAUCCGACGAGAGAUAGCUGCCUCUCUCCAUCAGAGAAAGGGGGACUUUGCCUGCUAUUUCCUAACUGACCUUGUAACAUUUACAUUGCCAGCAGAUAUUGAAGACUUGCCUCCCACAGUCCAGGAAAAAUUAUUUGAUGAGGUGCUUGACAGAGAUGUUCAGAAAGAGUUAGAAGAAGAAUCUCCCAUUAUAAACUGGUCCUUGGAGUUGGCGACACGCUUGGACAGUCGGCUCUAUGCACUUUGGAACCGGACUGCCGGGGACUGCUUACUUGACUCGGUGCUGCAAGCUACCUGGGGCAUUUACGACAAGGACUCGGUGCUUCGGAAAGCCCUGCACGACAGCCUGCACGACUGUUCGCACUGGUUUUACACACGUUGGAAAGAUUGGGAAUCAUGGUAUUCUCAGAGCUUUGGUUUACACUUUUCCUUGAGGGAAGAACAGUGGCAAGAAGACUGGGCGUUUAUACUCUCUCUUGCCAGUCAGCCUGGAGCGAGUUUGGAACAGACACACAUUUUUGUACUUGCACACAUCCUUAGACGGCCGAUUAUAGUUUAUGGAGUGAAGUAUUAUAAAAGUUUCCGGGGAGAAACUUUAGGAUAUACUCGGUUUCAAGGUGUUUACUUGCCUUUGUUGUGGGAACAGAGUUUUUGUUGGAAAAGUCCGAUUGCUCUGGGUUAUACGAGAGGCCACUUCUCUGCUUUGGUUGCCAUGGAAAACGAUGGCUAUGGCAACCGAGGUGCUGGUGCUAACCUGAACACCGACGACGACGUCACCGUCACUUUUCUGCCUCUGGUCGACAGCGAACGGAAGCUCCUCCACGUGCACUUUCUCUCCGCCCAGGAGCUGGGGAACGAGGAGCAGCAGGAGAAGCUGCUCAGGGAGUGGCUGGACUGCUGUGUGACAGAAGGUGGCGUGCUGGUCGCCAUGCAGAAGAGCUCCCGGCGGCGGAACCACCCCCUGGUCACGCACAUGGUGGAGAAGUGGCUGGACCGCUACCGGCAGAUCCGGCCUUGUGCAUCCCUGUCUGAUGGCGAGGAAGACGAAGACGAUGAGGAUGAAUGAGAAACACAAGCAGAAGACCAAGGUAUCAGUUCUGUAGUGACCCCAAAGUUAGUGCGGCGUUCCAAGCAGUGCGCGUGGCGUGGAACAGGCGACCCCGCCGGACCUGCACGGAGGGGUUUCCGCCCCACACCCCGGGAGGCGGCGCGUCUGCCGAGCGAGGACACCGGGAACCUCGUUGGACUGGUCUGUAAAAACGAGUGUAAGACAGCACUCUUCCUCUCAAAUCGUAAAUCUGUCUAUAAAUGUAACGCAUGUGGUUGUGCAAGAAGUUGUGUAAUAGGAAAAGUACCAGCAUCGUCACGUUACUGAGAAGUUGUUUCCAGCAUGGGCACCUCCAGAAGCACACGGCAGCGACUCUGUUCCUUUGAGACGUUUGGUUUUGGUUUUUGUUUGUUUUUUUUUUAAGUAGAACCUGGCAUUCUACUCGCAUCUUAAAAGAUCCACUUUACACUAAGUCCCAUGAGAGCUCCGUAGAGAUCUGGAAACUUUUUGUACAAAUUCUCCACAGGAAAACGUGAAAAUAAAAACAAGCUUAUUUUAGUAAUAAUUUAGUUCCUGUUGUGCCCAAUAAAAUCAAAUCUUUAAGGAACAAA